AUGAAGAAGUGGGCCGAUAAGAAGCAUCACCACGUCGAGUAUAGUAUGGGCGACCUUGUGUUGGUGAAGCUACACAACAUUCUCCGACACAAGGAUGUGCACAAGGGCCUUACACGGAGAUACGAGGGCCCAUUCCAAGUCCUCCAGCGCGUAAGCAGCGUGGCGUACAAGGUGGAACUCCCUAAGAAGCUAAAACUCCACCCGGUAUUUCACGUGAGUAUGCUGAAGCCAUUCCAGGAGGACAAGGAAGAUCCAAGCAGGACCGAGUCCUCACAUGCACCAAUUGGGGCUACUGCGGCAUACGACCGACAUGUCGAGCAGAUCUUGGCUGAUCGGGUCUUGAGGAAACAUUGGUGCAAGCCGAAGCGUGAGUACCUCAUCAAAUGGAAGGGGUGCCUGAGAACGAGUCAAGUGGGGAACCCUCUAAAGACUUGUGGCAGUUCACGAAGUAGAUCAAGAUUUUUCACGCAGAGGAUGCGACGAGAGCGUCGCCAGAAUAGGUAG
Molecule: messenger RNA, 504 nt
Organism: Punica granatum (pomegranate)
Lineage: Eukaryota; Viridiplantae; Streptophyta; Magnoliopsida; Myrtales; Lythraceae
Source: RefSeq, a predicted model, not a curated record